Molecule: messenger RNA, 5737 nt
Organism: Mya arenaria
Lineage: Eukaryota; Metazoa; Mollusca; Bivalvia; Myida; Myidae
Product: cyclic AMP-dependent transcription factor ATF-2-like
Exons: 12
Coding region: 95-2425 (776 amino acids)
Biological process (GO): regulation of transcription by RNA polymerase II
Molecular function (GO): DNA-binding transcription factor activity, RNA polymerase II-specific; cAMP response element binding
Source: RefSeq, a predicted model, not a curated record
GUAAAAUUUACGAUUACACCGACAGCUUCACUCAGAAAUGAAACAAUCUCAACAAAUCAAGAUUGAUUAGAGAAAAUAAUCAUUUGAGUUCAAGAUGGCAGAUGAUGACAAGCCGUUUUUAUGUUCUGAAAGAGGAUGUGGAAUGCGGUUUACAAAUGAGGACCACUUGUCCGUCCACAUGAGAAAGCAUGACCUGCAACUGGCUCUCCAACUCAACCACGGAGGUCUCUCACCCGGGCUCUUUACAGACCAGACACCCACGCCAACCAAGUUUCUUCGGAACUGUGAGGAAUUGGGGCUGUUCCAGGAACUAGCGCAGAAAAAUCCAUUCGAUGACUCGUUUAAGAAGGCGAUGGAUGACCCGCCCACAUCGCAAUCACAUGACUCCCAUCCCCACAGUGUGGCAGAGACAGAGACCCUCGAUACACCUCAACCCCCGCUGCCGAAAAUCUUGAUUGGGGACAAUGAGAUCCCUGAGACAGCUGCUGAGACAGACACGCCCGUUAACCUCACUGGCUCCCACAUUAUCCCAAAAAAGAGGAAAAAAUACAUGACACAGAGCAGCAUUCCAACCUCCACUACCUCAGAAGAUGAGGAGGAAUCUGUGAUUGGUUCCUCCUCUGUUCACCUGAUUGCCAGCCAAUCAGCUUCUAGCUCCACCUACCAGGAAAUGAUAAACAGCCAAUCAAAUCCGAGCUCAGUCAACCAGAACAUAAUAGGUAGCCACUCCUAUCAGAAAACUGCUGGCAGCGAGCCAAAUCAAAGCCCAGCCUACCAGGAAAUGAUUGACAGCCAAGCAACCAAUCAGAUGGAGACUGAAACUACUGGCAAUGUGCCAACUUCUAAACCACAGACUGGUUCAACAGCUGAGGGUUUUAUGGAAGAAGCUGGUGUAGGAAUUGCGAUAAGCACUGUACCAGUCCAAAUUAUCGGAGGAAACUCACCAACAAUUGUAUCUUCUCCAGCUGCUGUUUCCAUAGCAACAUCCACAGUGAUUUCACCAAAACUUUCACAGCCUGUUCAGACAACACCAACCAGCCCAGGCUUCGUAACAGUACUUUUCCAAUUACCCAAUGGGCAGAUUAUUCCCAUGAGCGUUCCGGCCAAUUCUCAGAUCGCCCAGAGCACACCGGGAACCCCAGUUGGUCUACCCCAGGUUGGGGUGAAGCCUGAUUCUGUGACCCAAGGUUUUACCAUGCUGGCUGGAAGCAUGACCGGCAAUAACCCUCCCUCAGUUAUUCAAACAAAUGCUGGAAGUCAGACUCCAACGAUGGCCUCACCCCAGGGAGGAGGGGGUGGGGUUGUGUUUUUCCAGCCCAGGCCAACCACACCCAACCUCACCACCCAUAUUAUAAAACAGGAGACCCCACAAUUUCUGACUGGUUUACCAUAUACCCACCAGACUGGUACCCAGGUUGUGCUUGUUGGGGGUACCCAGUCACCUUCUGUUAUGACAAUCCAAGCAGGGAACCAUUCAACACCUUUGAGAAACCUGAAGGCUAGCACAAUAACCAGUCCAGACUCAAACACAGCCAGCAACCAGUCUUACGCAAAACAGAGGUUAAAGGCAGCAAUUCAGCAGCAGGCGACGCCAACCCAUCUGGGCUCAAGGGGGCAGGGGCGUAGAGCAGAGCCAGCAAGUGUGGACAUGGUCUCCUCUAGUAGUGGGCCUUCAGAUGAACCCAGGAUCCCUUCAGGGUUGCGUUUCCAAGACAUUUCUGAGCAGGGUGAUGGCGGAGAAGAUGACGACCUUAAACGGAACAAAUUCCUCGAGAGAAACAGGGCUGCCGCAGCACGAUGUCGGCAGAAACGGAAAGUCUGGGUGGAGAGUCUUGAAAAAAAGACGGAUGAAAUGAACAACCUCAACGCUCGACUCAAUAAGGACAUCAUGGGUUUGCGUGCAGAAGUCGCCCAGCUGAAGACCUUGCUGCUUGCACACAAGGACUGCGCCGUGACCCAGCAACAGAGAGCGAUGGGCCAAAUUAGAUUCUCAGAUGAGCCUAUUGGUGCUACAGAUGACGCUGUUGCUCCAGAGGAACACCAACCUACCUUACCUCAACAACUGGACCAGUCCAUUUCAGCUAUGACAUCACUUCCUGUUUUCCAGGCAAUGGAAAAUCAGUCAAAAACCAAAUCUAUGAUGUCAUUUCCUGUUUUGAACUCAGUGUUAAACCAAUCUGCAACAACAACAACAGCAACUCAGCCAGUUUUUUCAAUGCCUGUACUACAGAGACAUGGGGCUCAGUCUAUUACUGCAAGUUCAGGGGAGAAAUUGAUAGCUGUUCCGGUAAACAAUGAAGACGGGGCGGUGGAUGUUAAACCCUUAACUGGGCCGCCACUAAGUGUGAUAACGGGACCCAAUUCUUUAUCUGUAAUGUCUCAAAUUCUUAAUUUGGCAAACCAAGCUGCCACAUCAUCAUCCUGAUAUCAAUUCAUCCAUUUUCUUGAACUAUUUUUAUUUUACUUUUAACAGAAUAAACUCUUUAGUGCUUAAAAUAUUGGAUGUGAUAUUUGUGAUUUUUCACAAAUCUAGAUGUUUAUGAGUUUAAAACCUAAGAGAAAUACAAAAUUGCCAUUGUAAUUGAUAAAUGAUUAUUUUUUGAAUGAGGUUCCAAAUAACAACCAUGUGAAAUUUCCUGUAUAUCAAAAUUCACAUAAAAACACACUAUAAAUAUAAGCUAAAAUGCGAAAUGAAACGAAUCCAGCGUAACAGUAAUUCAUAAGUUAAAGCUGCUCUCUUACAAAUGACAGUUUUGACCUUUUGGCUAAAAAUCAGCACAUAUUAGAAUCAGGCCCCAAUUUCUCGAAACUUCUUAAGUCCCUUAUAACAGGAUUAAGCUAAUCUCACUAUUUUUGUUGUUCUAUAAAAUGUGUUAUGUUUACUUCUUCAAGAUUGUUUAGAAAUUAUGUAGGAAUAAUCUGUAUGAUUAUCAGAAUAAACCAUUUUUCAUUUUUCAAAAAUCCAUUUUCAGUAUUAGGCUAAUUGAAAUAAGCAAUAUAAGCCUUUAAGCUUAAGAAGUUUCGAAAAUUUGAGGCCAGUGGCUUUAAUUCAGUCAUAGAAGGUUACUCACAAUAGCGCAGAUCUCAAUUGUUUGGUAAACUGCCGAUUUUUUUUCUUAUAGUGUUACUAAUGCUUUUAUCCAUAAAACAUCAAAUUUCAAAGGUAAAUAUGAUAAACUGCAAUCUGCUUUUUUGUUUGCAGUCUUAAAUCACUAGUUUCCAGAUAUUUUCACAAGAAUUGGCUCAUUCCAAGACAAAAAAAAAAAAAAGUUGUCAACACAAUAUAAGUGUGAGAGUGCAGCUUUAAAUUGUUCUUGUGUUUUAGAGAAGUCACAGAGUCUGAUGCAUUUUCACUUUGAUAAUAAAAAAAAAGCUUCUUUAGGAAUUUAAAUAUCUGAUUAAGGCCUAAAAAAAAAAAUACAUUUGGUUCGGGUUACCCGACCCUACCUAUGGAAUAGGCGCCGACCCUACCGUUUUUAUAGUCCGUUUGAAAAAAAAAAUGAAAACUAAAAAAAAUAUUUUUUUUUUGGCUUUUCAUUUUGAAGUUUAAAACCUUAAAUGCUUAUAUAGAAGAUAACUUAAACACCAUUCUCCAAUGAUGAAAAUGACAUUCUUAUAUAAAGCCUAAUAAAAAAAAUAAAAAAAGCCUACCUACCCUACCUAUUUUUGAAAUGGAUGUAACCCUAACCAAACAAUUUUUUUUUAGGCCCAAUUAAAGAAUCUGUGAAGUGUUAAGGACAUUGAAAUAAGACUUAGUAAUCUAUGACUUGAACAUUUGAUUUGAUAGUUAGACAAGAAGUCAUGUCAUUUUGACUUGGUGAAAGGUAUAUAUAAUCAUACAGCUUCUUUUUAAAAAUAUAAAGCUUAGCAAAGAAAUGCUUUUAUGCUUUUUGUUUUUACACCAACAAUAUGAAAAUAAGCAAGGAAAAGAUCCAAAUAAUAAAGGCGUACAAAUAAAUUUAUUCACAAAUAGAGGGUAUUUAAAAUAUUUGUUGUUGAAAAUUGAAAAAAAUCUACUUGGGUAAGUUUAAAUUUUCUCUCAAAAUCAUGAUAAAUACAGCCCCAGGAACCAACGGAGGAAACUUGGCUAGAGACUCCCAUUUUCAGCCUAACCAUUAUCCCAAAAAAUCCUGAAUUGAGAAAUAACUUAUUUUCGGACUACAAAAAUUACCUGAAACCCCCAAUCUAUCAACAAAUUACAGUCUCUGGAAACCCCCAGCUUAAUUUUCAAAAGCAAAUCCUAUUGACUAAAAUAAUUUUUGUCUCUUAUUCAAAUGAAAAAAACAGAUGAAUGUUUGCAUUGAAUAAAUGUACAUGUACUUGUUUAUUACGGUAGGAUUAAGGAAGUGAAUUUCAUUGAAGUAGAAUACAAAUAUUGUUUAAGGUAUUAGAUUUACACUUGUGUCAUUCUAAUGUAUACUGACCCAAUGUUAUUGUGGUAUCAUUUGAAUGGGUUUGAUGUGUAGGAAAAGAUCUUAGGAAUCUUAUUAAAUAAAGAAUUUAAUUUUACUAACAACAUUAUUUACCUUGAUAUUGAAUGUCAUAAAGGCUAUAUCACGUCUAAUUUCAGUUUUAAUAAAGAACCAAAGUAAAAAUACAUCAUAUAAAAUAAGGGUGCAUCAGGGUCAGGUUAUAGGAGAUGGAACACUGGCAGCUGGUAAUCGUUUCUGGAAAUUCAUGGGCUAAACUCUAGAUUUAAUAUUUUUACGUAACAUUUUUUUCAGAGCCUCAAUUUUUUUGACCCAGACUAAUCUAAGAAAUAUAGAGAUCUAAAAUUAGUUCUAUUCUGCUCAAAAUAAAACACCAGUAUUCAUUUACAUCGCAGAAAUAGCCGAACUAGGAAAAUUUCAUGCUUAAGCUGCAAUACAACUAAUCUAUUUUUAUUGUUUCAAUGUAACUUUGCUAAACAAAGAGCGCAUCAACACCAAAAAAUGGAUUAAAAUGGACCUGAAAAGAAGUAGAUCUUCAGAGUUUGUGGUCUUAAGACUGCCUGCGUACAUGCGUAUAUAGUCUAAAAAUCUGCAAUAACUCGAUUUAUCAUGUAUUUUCAAUCAUUCGCAUUACAAAUAAGUAUUUUUCAGGGGCUCAUUUCUUAGUUGUAAAUUGGAAUCAUCGUGGUGUCGUAGUUUAAUCAUUUUGCUACAUACUUGUGUGAAUUCGACUUAAGUCAGUCUUGUUCAUAAACACAAAGUUGAGAAAAAAACAAUCGAUGUGUUGCCAGUUGUUACAUUUUAACCAAGUUGAGGAAAAUAUAAACAAUCAAUGUGUUGCCAGAAAAAUAAAAACAAUCAAUGUGUUGCCAGAAAAAUAAAAACAAUCAAUGUGUUGCCAGAAAAAUAAAAACAAUCAAUGUGUUGCCAGAAAAAUAAAAACAAUCAAUGUGUUGCCAGGAAAAUAAAAACAAUCAAUGUGUUGCCAGAAAAAUAAAAACAAUCAAUGUGUUGCCAGAAAAAUAAAAACAAUCAAUGUGUUGCCAGAAAAAUAAAAACAAUCAAUGUGUUGCCAGAAAAAUAAAAACAAUCAAUGUGUUGCCAGAAAAAUAAAAACAAUCAAUGUGUUGCCAGAAAAAUAAAAACAAUCAAUGUGUUGCCAGAAAAAUAAAAACAAUCAAUGUGUUGCCAGGAAAAUAAAAACAAUCAAUGUGUUGCCAGAAAAAUAAAAACAAUCAAUGUGUUGCCAGGAAAAUAAAAACAAUCAAUGUGUUGCCAGGAAAAUAAAAACAAUCAAUGUGUUGCCA